AUGGAUCCUGACCAUAACGUGCCUCCCGUCGCUACUGGACGAUCCUCUCAGCCCCGAGCCCAGGAGCAAUUCUCUCAGCACCAAGUUCAGGAGCAGCCCUCGCCGUCAGUGGAACCUGAACAUGUAGAUAGCAGAGGUCGUCCGCAGAGCCAGUCAAUGGCGACUGAGAAGCCCCUGCUUGGCAGUUCAGAUGGACUUUCGCCGACUCGCGAUCGCAGUGAUCCCUAUGCAGAUUUUGAGCCUGUUCCUCUGCCUCCUCCCGCUGCGAGAAGCAGGGACGGUGUGGACGGACAUAUGGUGGGUGGACCGUCGCGGCGCUCAGAUAUGGGCCAUACUCGUGCCAACACCUCUGGCAUAGGCUGGAUAGUGCCCGGAAUUGAAGAGAAACCUCACCGGCGUACAAUCGGAGAGCGCCUCGCCCCAUCUAUUGAAAAUGCGGAAAAGGAGAGGGCGCAAUACGCCAUAAAAGCACGAUGGACUGGCCUCGCGUUGAAUAUUGCUAUAGGUUUACAAGUUUUGCUUGGGGCACUUACCACGGGUAUUUCGGCGGCGACGUCGGGUAAGCAGACUUCGAUUGGCAUCUCUGUUCUCGGGGGCCUGGCGACGUUAGUUGCUUCCUAUCUCGCUCGGACGCGAGGAUCAAACGAACCAGAACUAUCCAUAACUCGCGUUAAGGACCUAGAUCAAUACCUGAGAGACUGCUUAGCCUUUCAAAUGGAUCACGGGCAUGAAUAUGGGACACCUGGGGACGAUCUGAAUGAUCGGCUAGAGCAGCUUAGAAGGAGGUUUGAAGAGCUUCUUGGAAAUGCUGAUGGGCAGCGAAAGCUGUCCCCGCUGGCACGAAUCAAGAAGAUUAUGCAGAAAGAUGAGGAAGUUGGGAAGGUUGCACAAGCUACACCAGUCGUGAUUUCAAAAGCGCUGGAACUAUUCCUGGCUAUGAUUGUGGACGAGGCAACCAAAGUCACGGUGGAACGGGGGGCAAAGAAGGUUGAAGCUUAUCAUUUAAAGCAUGCGAUCGACACAACAGAGAUGCUGGAUUUCCUAAAGGAAAUCGUCGAAUCAGUACCUGACCCUUCAGCGGGUGGUACCAUCGACCUGCAAGCUGAGGCGGCAGAGAACGCAAAGCGAAAGAGGAGCAAAGCAAAGAAAAAUGGGGCGGCACCUGGAGAGGGCCCAAAGAGGCGGCGGAAAAAGAAAGACGAUGCUGAUACGGAGGGCGUACCGGAAGAGACGAUGGGAGAAGCAAAGUCUGAGGAAGGAGACCCUCGAAUGGACGAUGAUGAUGAUGCAUAUGAAGAAUCGUCGACUCGCCCUCGGCGUCGACGAGAUGAUUAUGGCGAGGAGGACAUGCCCUACGUACCACGAUAA
Molecule: messenger RNA, 1368 nt
Organism: Suillus paluster
Lineage: Eukaryota; Fungi; Basidiomycota; Agaricomycetes; Boletales; Suillaceae
Exons: 9
Coding region: 1-1368 (455 amino acids)
Biological process (GO): positive regulation of transcription by RNA polymerase II; transcription by RNA polymerase II; negative regulation of transcription by RNA polymerase II
Cellular component (GO): nucleus; negative cofactor 2 complex
Molecular function (GO): transcription coactivator activity; protein heterodimerization activity; core promoter sequence-specific DNA binding
Source: RefSeq, a predicted model, not a curated record